Protopolystoma xenopodis is the source of this 438-nucleotide messenger RNA. The record is from the annotation of a GenBank genome assembly. NCBI's taxonomy places the organism in Eukaryota, Metazoa, Platyhelminthes, Monogenea, Polystomatidea, Polystomatidae.
AUGUUUGUUUUUUCAAUUAUUUUUAUUUGGCAGACCUGGCUGGAACGUGCUGACGCCGGUCGUCUGCUUUCUUUUGACGAGGCCUCCGCUUCUGCUCUUGACUUGGCUGACUUAUUCCGACCGUCAUCGUUCUUAAAUGCUGUUUGUCAGGAGACGGCCACUCGUCUUCGCCUGGCCAUGGAUCAGCUUGUGUUGGUAGUAACUAACUGGGCGACCAUCAAGCAGAACCAUCUGGAGGCAAGAUCCAGGCUUGGCGAAUCUUCACUAUCUUCUGAUAAGGCUCCGCUGCUACGCAUUACUGGACUUCAGUUAGAGGGCGCUCUGUUCGAUGAGCAAACUCAUCGACUUACCGGCACUAAGGCCGAUUCGCCUACCCUGACGACCAUACCAGAUGUCUUCAUAGCAUGGGUGACCUCGGUAAAAGCAUGCAUAAGCUAG